CCCAACAAAGAUGUCGGCUCCGAACACAGCAGCGCCUGCUACAGCCAGAAUUCAGCCUAAAAAACAAACUUUAGAAGAUGCCUACUCUCCACCAGCAAAUUUUCUGGAAAUAGAUGUUCUAGACCCGCAAACCCACGGUGUUGGGAAGAAAAGAUACACAGAUUACGGACUGAGAUUACGGACAAACUUGCCAGUGUUUAAGGUUAAAGAUUCCACAGUGAGAAGGCGAUACAGUGAUUUUGAAUGGUUAAGGAAUGAGCUUGAAAGAGACAGUAAGAUUGUUGUACCUCCUCUGCCAGGGAAAGCCUUGAAGCGUCAGUUACCAUUCCGUGGAGAUGAUGGUAUAUUUGAGGAAGAGUUUAUCGAAGAGCGGAGAAAAGGGUUAGAACAAUUCGUUAACAAGGUGGCAGGACAUCCUCUGGCACAGAAUGAGAAGUGUUUACACAUGUUUUUACAAGAGCCUGUAAUUGACAAAAACUAUGUUCCUGGGAAAAUCCGCACAUCGUGAUCAGCUGCCGUAUACUGGGAGGCGCGAGCCAGAUAGCUAGCCAGCAAUGGGAACUAGAAGCUCUUGUCUUAUAGAAUAAACUGACUUACAUCUGUCCUUUAUUCUCUUCACCUGAGUACACCUCAAAUCUUUUUUAUUCAGAUACAUAACAUCGUACUGCUGGCUCGUUUGAUUUGUUUCUACCCCAUCGUUUUCGUUUUAUCGUUUUAACACCAUUUGGUCGCUAUUGACAGGGCUUAUGUCAAUAUAUAUAUAUCAAUUACCCAAGUGGAAUCAGUUCAUGUCAAAGGCACAAUGAAAUUCAAAAGGUGUUGAGAAAAUUAUCGUACUGGGGACCCGGUAGAAGAUUUCACAUAAAUGCAGAUAACUAAUAUUGCAAAAUAAUACCUGGGUGCUGUGGUCGUUCAUGCUUGCAUUGUAUUACUACCUGCUAUAUGUGAAUGAAAUAUCAGCCUCGUUUAAAUCGGAUCCUUUUGUUUCCUUAGCACGGUAAAAAUGAGAAGAUCUGAAUUAAAUGAGAUUUUCACAAAUUGUGUUCUCCAGGAGACAUUUUCAUCGAACAUACUAGAACUGGAACAAGUACAAAUACUGGCCCACAGUGGCAUACAAGUCCAAUUUCUACACAAGAUUGUUUCCAAAUUUGCUUGAUUCUGAUUUAGAUGAUAAUGACACGCUUAGUUAGGUGUGGAACGAUGUGAUAUUUAAUUAAACUACAUACAAAUUACGUCUUUGAAAUCUUACAACUCUGGGCAGCAUUAUUCAAGAGUGUAUUAAAAGUUAAGCCGGGCUUAAAGCUUAAUACCAGUCUUGGCCUAAUACAAAACUAAUGGCACUUCAGUCCAGAUUAAAGUUAAUGCGGUUAACUGCCAAUGCACUUUUGAACAACUGCGCCCUGUGCCCAGAUGUUCAAAAGGUUAUUAGGAGUUCAGCCUGAACUGGAUUUUUUUGUUACUUUUGAACGAUUGGCCUUGGCUGUUUAAUUAUUAAGAGAGUUGGGGAGACCAUAGUGGCUUUGUCAGCACUGGCAUCAUGGCUGCUACACUGGUCUUAUGACUUAAAAGUAUUAACAUGAAUAUGAAUAGGGCAUUAUUGAGUUCAGGUUUUGAUAAGUUAAUUUUGUGUACAAAUUUGUGUGAAAUUGACAUCUUGAGCAAAAUGAAGCAGAAAAUGUAAUCUUGUUAAAGAGAUUGUUUAAGUACGAGAGCACUGUGUACUGUACAUUUACCCCUCCCCGUUGGACUUACUUGGGACUUGAGCUAGUUCAAGGCAAACUGGAUUGGUUGAUGUAUUUGGUACAGUUAAAACUGGCAUGUGGUACUUCGCAAAGAGUUUAGUGUGUGUGUUGUAUUGUAACUUGAAAGAAGGGUAAAUUUACUAUACAGACUUUGCCAUGGUUAUCAAGCAAGCAAUCAAUCAAUCAAUCAGUCUGUAAUAUAAAACCUCACUUUGUAUUUCUCAGAAUCCUUGAGCAAAUUGAUUGUGUGAUACAGUAGAGUAACAUAUUCUGUAUUUUUUUUUUCAUUUACUCUGUAAACCUGAACGCCCUGGGUCAUUUGUUUUGUUUUUGUCUCAGUUUGAACCAGUCCUGGGAGCAACACACAAACGAACGCAUCAACUUUGUACUUUUGUAAAUGUGAAACCCGUUACCUACAUAUGAAAUCACACCAUUAGCCCUUAAACAUGAAAAUUUGGAAAAUUGAUAAUGGCCUUGUCUAAGGAAUGAACACCAUUCUUGAUUUUGACAGUUUAUUUGUUUUAAGAAUAUUUUUUUUUCUUUUUUCUUAUUGGGCAGCCAGGUCAUUUUUUUCAAGAUGAUGUACAGCAAGUGUGUAAGUACAUGUAUUUGUGAGAGAUGUGAGCACGAAAUCAGAAUUUAGAUAAGGCGAAGUCCAUCAUUGUUGUCAAGAUUUAUAAUUAUGUAAUGUACUAAGUAUUCGUUAACGUAAACUGGACCUACAAAUGUACAAUAUGUGCUAAAAUUCAGUCAGACUCACAACAUUGUAGGCUUUUUCACUAAGCCAUAUCUAACUCCACUCCAGACUGAUUCUAGUGUGUAUUCUUGAGAAAAGGCUGCAUGUUCAACUGAUAAUGACGAAAAUUUAUCGUCGUUAAGCAGGGAACUGGCCUGAUAAUUGAAAUUGGGCUCAUCCACAAUGUUUACAGCUUACUUAAGCGAAAUAUUUUAUUUUUUAAUUUUCCAUGCCUUUAAUGAAAAUGAAAAAAAAAAUUAAACAUUGUUUACAUAUAAAUGUAUGUAUAAUGAAAAGUGUGUAUACAUGGAUAGUUUAUGUGCUUACAAGAUGUUGGCUGUAUUCCUCAUGUUACUGUUGUUAGUUGUGACUCUGACACAAAAUUAUGAUCAGUCGGCUACAGCUUUGCAGAUGAUGGGGUUAAAAGCCUCCCCCAAAACAAAACAGUCACUGUCACUGGUGCCCAGGCAUUAUAUUAUAUACUGAUUAAUGUUUCUGUAUGCAAAUACAAAUAUAUAAACUAAA
Liolophura sinensis is the source of this 3003-nucleotide messenger RNA. Its product is annotated as sorting nexin-12-like. Lineage: Eukaryota; Metazoa; Mollusca; Polyplacophora; Chitonida; Chitonidae. Gene Ontology annotation, molecular function: phosphatidylinositol-3-phosphate binding. The record is from RefSeq and is a predicted model, not a curated record. Gene Ontology annotation, cellular component: early endosome membrane; retromer complex. Gene Ontology annotation, biological process: late endosome to Golgi transport; endocytic recycling. The transcript has 4 exons. Bases 11 to 508 code for a protein of 165 amino acids.